GACAGCCCCAACAAGAGAACGAGAGCAGCCAGCCACGGAACCUCACCCACCACAAGCAUUCAGCGCAGCACAAACAGCUCCUAUGACCAAUGACAGACCUCGGGAAGACGCGGGCCUUCUUUAGUACACAUCCGUCUCAUCUACCUACCUACCUACCUUACCAACACUCCAAACCACCACCUCAAAAUGACCACCACCACCACCACCACCCCCCAACCCCUCUCCCCUCAAUCCAACUGCACACCUACUUCCGCUCCUCCUGCUCCGCACGCCUGCGCAUCGCCCUGCACCUCAAAUCCCUCCCCUACACCUCCAUCCCGAUCAACCUCCUCGCGAACGAACAACACAGUCCCAAAAACACCUCUCUCAACCCGUCCGCCACCGUCCCCACCCUCAUCCUCACCUACCCGUCCCCCACCCAACCCACAACAAUAACAAUCCCCCAAUCCCUCUCCGCCCUCGAAUACCUCGAAGAAACCCUCCCCAGCAGCUGCCCCGCGCUCCUCCCCCCGCGCUCCUCUCCGCACCUCCGCGCCACCGUGCGCACCCUCGCCUACAUAAUCGCAGUGGACAUCCAACCCGUCACCAACCUGCGGAUCCUGAAGCGGGUCGCGCCGCUAGGAAUGGACCGGGAGACGUGGUCGCGCGAGCUGAUCGAGGAGGGGCUGCGGGCGUAUGAGACCAUCGCGGCCUCGUCGGCGGGGAGGUUCAGCGUGGGCGAUUCGGUCACGUUGGCCGAUGUGUGUCUGUUGCCGGCGGUUUGGGGGGCCGAGCGGGUGGGUGUCGAUUUGGGGAUGUUUCCGACGGUGGAGAGGGUGAGAGGGGAACUGGAGGGGCUGGGGGCUGUGAGGGAGGCGCAUUGGAGGGCGCAGGGGGAUACGCCGGGGGAGUUUAGGGUUUAG
Aspergillus heteromorphus CBS 117.55 is the source of this 902-nucleotide messenger RNA. RefSeq names its product maleylacetoacetate isomerase MaiA (gene maiA). Gene Ontology annotation, biological process: L-phenylalanine catabolic process; glutathione metabolic process. Gene Ontology annotation, cellular component: cytoplasm; mitochondrion. The transcript is spliced from 2 exons. NCBI's taxonomy places the organism in Eukaryota, Fungi, Ascomycota, Eurotiomycetes, Eurotiales, Aspergillaceae. The coding region runs from base 90 to 902 and encodes 270 amino acids. Gene Ontology annotation, molecular function: maleylacetoacetate isomerase activity; glutathione transferase activity. The record is from RefSeq and is a predicted model, not a curated record.